Messenger RNA from Myxocyprinus asiaticus (Chinese sucker), 7024 nucleotides. RefSeq names its product tenascin Cb (gene tncb). The record is from RefSeq and is a predicted model, not a curated record. The coding region runs from base 281 to 5809 and encodes 1842 amino acids. Lineage: Eukaryota; Metazoa; Chordata; Actinopteri; Cypriniformes; Catostomidae. The transcript is spliced from 23 exons. Gene Ontology annotation, molecular function: protein binding.
CUGCCUGGAUGGAACACACUCACUUAGAGCAGAGAGACAGAGGGGAAUGACAGAACUGUCAUCUCUUUAAAGAAAAUUAAGAAACACAUCAAGAACCGAGUUACUGAUGUUUGCAAUCUUUCAUUUUGGUGCCACAUUGCAUCUCAUAGAAAGGCACAUCUAUGAGCUUGGACUAGAGGACUGAUCUCAUUAAGAAUUAAACCUACACCAGUAUUUUAAAACAUUCUGAAUCUUCACCCCUGCAUUUGACACACCAGAGUCCUGUUUAGAGGUCAACAUCAUGGGGCUGAGAGGCCUGCUCAUGGCCUAUGUGGCAGUGGCCAUUCUAGUCCAGCUCUCUAGUGCUGGCCUGGUCAAAAGAGUAAUUAGACACAGAAGAGAAUCGCUAUUGUCACCAACCACCGAGAAUUUGACCAUCCCAAGCCCUGAUCAGCCUGUGGUCUUCAACCAUGUAUACAACAUCAAUGUCCCUGGAUCCCUGUGCUCGGUGGACAUGGAUUCACCUGGAACAACAGAAAUGAAGCCAAAACCUGAACAAUCAGACCAGCACAUAGAGCACACCAUGGACGGGGAGAACCAGAUUGUUUUUACGCAUAGGAUUAACAUUCCCAAGCAAGCGUGUGGUUGUGAUAACCACCUACCUGACAUGAAGGACCUUCUAAACAGGCUGGAAUUGCUAGAGGCAGAGAUAUCCAAUCUAAGGGAGCAGUGCACCAGUGGAGCAGGCUGCUGUGGAACUCAGGUUACAGGUGAAGUCACAACCAAACCCUACUGCAGUGGCCGUGGCAACUACAGCACUGAGACCUGCAGCUGUUUGUGCGAACCCGGUUGGAAGGGACCCAACUGCUCUGAACCUGAGUGUCCGAACUUUUGCCAGGAUCAAGGUCGAUGCGAGGACGGCAAGUGCGUCUGCUUUGAGGGCUUUGGUGGAGAGGACUGUGCAAUUGAACUAUGUCCUGUGGAUUGCGGUGAGAAUGGAGAGUGCAUUGAUGGGGCUUGCAUUUGUGAGAAGGGCUUCUUGGGUGAGGACUGCAGCUUAACCAACUGCCCAAACAGCUGCCUCGGCAGGGGGCGCUGUGUAGAUGAAGAAUGCUUAUGCGAUGAGCCCUGGACAGGGUUUGACUGCUCUGAGCUCAUCUGUCCUAACGACUGCUACGACCGUGGACAAUGUGUCAAUGGAACCUGCUUUUGUGAUGAGGGCUUUACUGGGCAGGACUGUGGAGAGCUUACCUGCCCCAAAAAUUGCAACCACCGUGGAAGGUGCAUCAAUGGACAGUGUGUGUGCAAUAUCGGAUACAGUGGAGAAGACUGUUCUAAGCUGACAUGUCUCAAUGACUGCAAUCAGAGAGGUCACUGCUUCAAUGGGAAGUGUAUCUGCGACCCUGGGUUCGAGGGUGAGGACUGCAGCAUUCUCUCUUGCCCCGACAACUGCAAUGAUAGGGGCCAAUGUGUCAACGGCGAGUGUAUUUGUGAUGCUGGAUAUGAAGGUGACGACUGCUCUGAGCUUUCCUGCCCCAAUAACUGCCACAAUCACGGCCGUUGUGUCAACGGAAAUUGCAUUUGCAAAGUGGGUUUUGCUGGAGAAGAUUGCAGCAUCAAGACCUGUCCCAGUGACUGCCAUGGCCACGGAGAGUGUGUCAACGGAAAGUGCAUUUGCAAAGUGGGAUUUGCUGGAGAAGAUUGCAGCAUCAAGACCUGUCCCAGUGACUGCCAUGGCCACGGAGAGUGUGUCAACGGAAAGUGCAUUUGCAAAGCGGGAUUUGCUGGAGAAGAUUGCAGCCUCAAGACCUGUCCCAAUGACUGCCAUGGCCACGGAGAGUGUGUCAACGGAAAGUGCAUUUGCAAAGCGGGAUUUUCUGGAGAAGACUGCAGCCUCAAGACCUGUCCCAAUGACUGCCAUGGCCACGGACAGUGUGUCAACGGACAGUGCAUUUGCAAAGUGGGUUUUGCUGGAGAAGACUGCAGCCUCAAGACCUGUCCCAAUGACUGCCAUGGCCACGGACAGUGUGUCAACGGAAAGUGCAUUUGCAAAGUGGGUUUUGCUGGAGAAGAUUGCAGCGUCAAGACCUGUCCCAAUAACUGCCAUGGCCAUGGACAGUGUGUGGACGGAAAGUGCAUUUGCCAUGCUGGUUUUACAGGCCAUGACUGUAGUGAGUUGACUUGCCCCAACAAUUGCCAUAACCGAGGACAUUGUUUAAAUGGCCAAUGUGUAUGUAACAGUGGGUUCGUCGGGGAGGAUUGUGGUACAAAGACGUGUCCCAAAGACUGUCUAGAUCAUGGGUACUGUGAAGAUGGAAAGUGUGUCUGCUUUGAGGGCUACACUGGUGUGGACUGCUCUGUUCUAACCUGCCCAGGAAACUGCAGUGACCAAGGCCAGUGUUUGAACGGAAUGUGCAUCUGUGAUUUAGGCUUCACUGGCGAGGACUGCUCUGAUAUCUCCCCACCCAGAGACCUGACUGUGACUGAAGUUGACCCAGAAACAGUAGACCUCACCUGGACCAAUGAGAUGCUUGUCACAGAGUAUCUUAUCACCUAUGUUCCAACGGCUCCUGGUGGUUUGGAGAUGGAAAUGAAAGUGUCUGGUGAAAAGAAGACUGCCACCAUUAGGGAGCUAGAGCCUGGCAUUGAGUACCUUUUCAGUGUCUUUGCUGUGCUGAACAACAAGAUGAGUGUUCCUGUCAGUGCCAGAAUAGCCACACAUCUUCCUGAACCAGAGGGCCUGAAAUUCAAAUCAGUGAAAGAGACAACAGUGGAGGUUGAGUGGGACCCCUUGAACAUCUCAUUUGAUGGUUGGAACCUUAUCUUCAGAAACACAAAAGAAGAGGAUGGAGAGAUUUUGAACUCUCUAACCCCACCUGAGACCACCUUUGAGCAGUCUGGUCUUGGACCUGGUCAAGAGUAUGAGGUUAAACUGGAGGUGAUAAAGAACAACACUCGUGGACCCCCAGCCAGCAAGAAUGUUGUCACAAUGAUUGACGCUCCCAGCCAGAUGGAUGUGCGUGAUGUGACAGACACUACAGCUCUUAUCACCUGGAUUCAUCCUGUAGCUCAGGUGGACGGGAUCUCUGUGUCCUAUGGCCUGAACACAGAUUCCUUAGACAGGAAAACAAUUGAGCUAUCUUCCAUGGAUAACCAAUAUCAUGUGGCUGAGCUGUAUCCUGACACUGAGUACGAGGUGUCUUUAAUGGCCCGCAGGGGAGAGAUGACCAGCUUUCCCAUCUAUGAGACCUUUACAACUGAUCUGGAUGCCCCUAAGCACCUCAAGGCAGUGGAACAGACAGAUGAGAGCAUCACCCUUGAGUGGAAAAACAGCAGAGCCAACAUCCUCAAUUACCGCAUCAAAUACGGCCCACUUUCUGGAGGGGAGCAUGGAGAACUGGUCUUCCCCAGUGGUCCACAAGAUACCACUCAUGCUAAAAUCACUGGCCUCAAGCCUGGAACUGAGUAUGGAAUGGGAGUGACUGCAAUCAAAGAAGAGCGUGAGAGUUUGCCUGCAACGACCAAUGCUGUGACUGAUCUUGAUGCUCCCAAAGAUCUCAAAGUGAGCGAGGCCACAGAAACUACAAUGGUGCUGGUUUGGAAGAGGCCGGUGGCCAAGAUUGAUGUCUAUAGGUUAGUGUUUGUGACAGCGGAUGGAAGGAGAGCUGAAGUGGAGGUACCGGGUGGUGCCAAUACCUACACCCUGAGGGACCUGAACCCUGGCAUGCUGUACACCAUCACCCUGACUGCUGAAAGAGGAAGAAAGAAGAGUGCACCAGCCAACCUCUCAGCAUCCACAGAUGAGGAGAAGCCUCAGGUGGGAAACAUCACCAUCUCUGAUGUGUCUUGGGACAGCUUUAGUGUGUCCUGGGAGCUGGAAAGAGGAGAGUUUGAUGGCUUUCUGAUUGAAGUGUCUGACCCAGAUGGCCUGUCAGAUGGCAAGAACUACACUCUAUCUGGCCAGGAGUUCAGCCUGGCAGUCACUGACCUCUCCCCUAGUACUUUCUACAGGGUCACUCUAUAUGGGCUGUACAGGGGAGAUCUCUUAAAUCCUGUCUUUACAGAAGCCAUCACAGAGGCUGAACCUGAAGUGGAGCAUCUGUUGGUCACGGACAUCACACCACACAGUUUUCAACUGGCAUGGACAGCCCCGGAAAACAUAUUUGAUACAUUCGCUAUCAAAGUCGCUGAUUCUAAUGGACUUGACCAACCUCACCACCUCAAAGUAUCCGGAGACAGAAGAACAGAAGUGGUUACAGGUCUUAAGGAAGAUACAGAGUAUGAAAUCAAGCUCUUUGGGAUCAUUUUGGAACGAAAAUUCCAGCCCAUUUUGGCUAUAGCCCGAACAGGUCUGGGUACACCCAAGGGGAUACACUUUUCGGACGUGACUGACACAUCAGCUACUGUUCACUGGACUAUGCCCCAUACCCAAGUAGACAGCUACCGGGUCAGCUAUGUACCAAUUCAGGGUGGCAGCCCCAUGACACUGCAAGUAGAUGGAGGAGAGUCUCGAGCCAUGCUGCCUAAUCUGACCCCUGGAGUGUCUUACCAGGUCACGGUCAUUGCUGUAAAGGGCUUGGAGGAGAGUGAGCCAGGAUCUGACAGAGUUGCAACAGCCCUGGAUAAGCCACAAGGUUUGACAGCAGUCAACAUCACCAACACUGAGGCUCUGCUGCUGUGGCAGCCUUCCAUCGCUACUGUGGACGGUUAUGUCAUCACUUACAGUGCAGACACUGUGGCUCCAUUGAUGGAAAGGGUGUCAGGGAACACUGUGGAGUUUGAGAUGAGCUCUCUCAUACCUGCCACCCAAUACACAGUAAAAGUUUAUGCAGUCAGAGAGGCAGCAAAGAGUGCUGCAACCUCCACAGAGUUCACCACAGAUGUUGAUGCCCCCCAGAACCUGGCAGCCAGUAAUAUACAAACAGAAAGUGCAAUGUUGACAUGGACACCACCAAGAGCAGACAUCAGUGGGUAUAUCCUCAGCUUUGAGUCUGCUGAUGGCGUUGUGAGGGAGGUCGUCCUUAGCCCCACAGCAACAUAUUACAGCAUGUCCCAGCUGACUGCCUCCACUGAGUACACAGUCAAACUGCAGGCCAUUGCUGGACCAAAGAGAAGUAGAAUCAUCUCAACAGUCUUCACCACCAUUGGAGUGCUGUACAAGCAUCCUAAAGACUGCUCACAGGUUCUGUUGAAUGGAGAUGCAACUUCGGGCUUGUACACUAUUUACCUGCGUGGAGAUGAGAAUCAGCCCCUGCAGGUCUACUGUGAUAUGACCACUGACGGAGGAGGCUGGAUCGUGUUUGUUAGACGGCAGAGUGGUAAAGUGGAGUUUUUCAGAAACUGGAAGAACUACACUACAGGCUUUGGUGACCUGAAUGAUGAAUUCUGGCUGGGUCUCUCUAACCUUCACAAGAUCACCUCCUCUGGGCAGUAUGAGUUGCGUGUGGACCUCAAAGAUAAGAAUGACUCUGCGUAUGCACAGUAUGACAAAUUUUCAAUCUCUGAACCACGCAGUCGCUACAAAGUCCAUGUUGGAGGAUACAGUGGCAUGGCAGGUGACUCAAUGACUUAUCACCAUGGCCGUCCAUUCUCGACCUAUGAUCAUGAUAAUGAUAUAGCUGUCACCAACUGUGCUCUAUCCUAUAAGGGAGCUUUCUGGUAUAAAAACUGUCAUCGAGUGAAUAUUAUGGGCCGAUAUGGAGACAACAGUCACAGCAAAGGUGUAAACUGGUUCCAUUGGAAGGGCCAUGAGCACUCCAUCGAGUUUGCAGAAAUGAAGAUCAGGCCCACCAACUUCAGAAACUUUGAGGGAAGGAGAAAGCGAUCGUAAACCAGUGUGCUCCAGCUUUAACCAGCCAACCUUCCCCUGCUGCCCAUUCACCCAUUGUUCCUCCUGCAUUAUCUCAUCCCCUUCAUUACCAAAGCCACUGCCAGGAGCCCAGCCUGCUCUCUACAUUCUCCUAUUCAUGGCCAAGAACAGGAACAAACAAUUUCUUUGUCCCCCAUUCAAAGCUAAAAACCAUAUACAGUUGUGUGUGUAUCACUCCUGUUCAAGUCAGUUUGACAGUAAACCAACAGACUCAGUGAAGUGUUAAGCAUAACACACUGUGCCUGUACAUCAUAAGCACACGCCAAAGACAGAUACUCCAGUAACAUUCAUAUAAUAAAAUAAUGAUGGCGGGGAGAUUUUGAGUUUGGCUUGUGCUUUCCAGUUUAAAAAAUCAACUAUGAUAUCUUCUCUCUGUACAUCACAUGCAGUUAUAGUGGAGCAAGCUCGGAUUGCGGAGAAAGUAGAAUGUUUUUGUGUGGUAUCCUUGGUGUUGGAGUCUCUUCACUAGGCUAUAGCUAACCUGAAGAAUUCUUUACUCUCUAAACUUCUCACCCUAACUGAAAAGACGGCACAUUAUAAGUUAAAGUUUAAUAUGCAGAUAUAAAAGUAUUGCAUAAAAAUAUCUAGUGGAGAGGCUCAGAUAAUUAAAAAAACAAAUCUCUGUCUGUGACAUAUCGCAAGUACCCAAGCUCUCUGCCAUCUCUCUCCCACAAUUCAUGCCAUUCUCCUCAUCAGUUCUACAGUAUAACCAUAUUGUCACAGAGUCACAAGGCAUAAGAAUCUGGAUUUGUUGCUCAAAAAAAUAUAAUGAAAACAAAAAAGCUAAGGCAGGACCUAUAUUCAAGCUAUGAUUUAAUUAAGUGAUUUUGUGUUCGCCAGUUACGAGUUUGUAUAAUGUUCAAGAGUCAUGUCAAUCAAGUUAUGUUGAGGACAAGAAAUAAAAGUACUUAAAAGGCCAGGUUAUUUGGAAUUAUUGUACACAUACAUAGCCUUAUAUGAAAGUUCUGUUAUUACAAAAAACAAUAAUACAUUAAGUUUUCAUGUUGCCCCCCACCGAACUUGCAAUCGACUAAACCACUGACCCUAUAAAACACUUUUGUAAAUUAUGUCUCAUUUUGGUAUUUGGAUAUUUUUGUUUGUUUGUUUAUUAAAUGGGUGUACAACAGGUGUUUCUUUGUAACUUCUCACAAUAAAAACAGAUUUUGUUUAACAAAA